This is a messenger RNA of Branchiostoma floridae (Florida lancelet), 987 nucleotides long. Its product is annotated as S-formylglutathione hydrolase-like. Gene Ontology annotation, molecular function: S-formylglutathione hydrolase activity. The record is from RefSeq and is a predicted model, not a curated record. Gene Ontology annotation, cellular component: cytosol. The transcript has 10 exons. Gene Ontology annotation, biological process: formaldehyde catabolic process. NCBI's taxonomy places the organism in Eukaryota, Metazoa, Chordata, Leptocardii, Amphioxiformes, Branchiostomatidae. The coding region runs from base 64 to 942 and encodes 292 amino acids.
UCAGAAAUUCCAUUCCAACCCUCUCUUACUGCGCAGGUGCGUUACUAUGACCUUUGCCCCUCCAUGCGUGCACAGGUCUGGAAAACAAUCAAGAUGGCAGUCUCCGAGGUCUCCUGCAACAAGAUGUUUGGUGGUUUUCAGAAGGUGUUCUCUCACGAGAGCACCCAGCUGAAGUGUAAGAUGAACUUCGGUGUGUACCUGCCGCCCCAGGCAGAGUCCGGGAAGUGUCCGGUUCUGUACUGGCUGUCCGGGCUCACCUGUACCGAACAGAACUUCGUCACCAAGGCCUGCGCACAGCGGGCGGCUGCCGAGCAUGGCAUCAUCAUCAUCGCUCCCGACACCAGCCCUCGUGGUUGCAACAUUGAGGGAGAGGAGGACGGCUGGGACUUUGGUACAGGAGCAGGGUUCUAUGUGAACGCCACAGAAGACAAGUGGAAGACCAACUACAGGAUGUAUUCAUACGUUACUGAAGAGCUCCCUUCAGUGGUGAACAGCAGUUUCCCAGUGGACUCUGACAGGCAGUCUAUCUUUGGUCACAGCAUGGGUGGACAUGGUGCGCUGAUCUGCUAUCUGAAGAACCCAGGGAAAUACAGGUCGGUUUCAGCAUUUGCCCCCAUCUGCAACCCGAUAAACUGUCCCUGGGGACAGAAGGCAUUUUCUGGCUACCUGGGAAGUAACAAAGAAACCUGGAAGGAGUAUGAUGCUAGUGAGCUAGUGAAGAAAUACCAAGGGCCUCCAGUGGACAUACUCAUUGAUCAGGGCAAGGCUGAUAACUUCCUGCCUGCGGGCCAGCUGCUCCCUGACAACUUCGUAGCUGCCUGUAAGGAGAGUAAGGUGCCUGUGGUGCUGAGGAUGCAGGAGGGUUAUGACCACAGCUACUACUUUAUGGCCUCAUUCAUGGAUGACCACAUCAAGCACCAUGCAAAGCAUCUAAAGGCUUGAAGCACUCAUUGUCCGCUCAACACAAGACCACCAGGCUUCCUACAC